Molecule: messenger RNA, 5298 nt
Organism: Numida meleagris (helmeted guineafowl)
Lineage: Eukaryota; Metazoa; Chordata; Aves; Galliformes; Numididae
Gene: LHFPL2
Product: lipoma HMGIC fusion partner-like 2
Exons: 4
Coding region: 610-1296 (228 amino acids)
Cellular component (GO): membrane
Source: RefSeq, a predicted model, not a curated record
UCCCCUCGCCGCACUCCUUCCCUCCGGCUGGAGGCGGCCGGGUCGGCUCUCGCUGGGUUCCCAUUCCUCCUCCCCCGGUGCAUGGUGGCGGCGGGAGCGGCGUAGGGUGAGCCCGGCGGGGCGCGGGCCGGAGGCGGCGGCGGGAGCGGAGAGGAGCCGCAGCGCGCAGGAGGCACCGGGGAGCGGGCACUGCUCGCAGGAGGUAUUGCCAGGCUUCUGAAGUGGUUAACCAAGGCUAAGAACAUAGGACACUGGUGCCUGAUGUCAAGCAGUGGGCAGUCCCCGUGGCCUUCCCUGCCGACUCGGAGCGUCAUGUGCCAGUAUGAGCAGUAAGGGGGAAAAGUGCGCUUUGGAGCUCAGCAUCCCCGCAAGAAGAAGGGAGGAACUGACUGGAGAGGACAAAUGACUGUACUGCUUGCAAAACUUGUAGCAGUUCACUUUUUCUCCCGAGGAGCGUUGUCUUGGCUGCUGUGAGUGCUGAAAGAGCAAGCGGAGCUGCAGCAGUGAUUUCCUUGUGGUCCCUUUUCUCUGCUUUAAUUUAACUUUUUCCCCCCUCCUGCCUGGAUUUAAGACUGUCAGCUGCAUUGUUUGCAAGCAGUGGACACCAAUAUGUGUCAUGUCAUUGUAACGUGUCGGUCCAUGCUAUGGACUCUCCUGAGUAUCGUGGUGGCUUUUGCGGAGCUCAUCGCUUUCAUGAGUGCGGACUGGCUGAUUGGCAAAGCCAAGCCCGUCAGCACCGAGGACACGGACAACAGAACGGGAGGGCUGCAGGAGCCCUACCACCCGACACUGGGCAUCUACGGGCGCUGCACGAGGAUCUCUCACAUGCAGCUCUCCAGACGAGAUACGCUUUGCGGCCCUUACGCCGAAAACUUCAGUGAGAUUGCCAGUGGGUUCUGGCAGGCGACCGCUAUUUUCCUAGCUGUGGGAAUCCUGAUCCUCUGCGCCGUGGCAUUUGUGUCUGUCUUUACUAUGUGUGUGCAGAGUAUUAUGAAGAAAAGUAUUUUUAAUGUCUGUGGGCUGCUACAAGGGAUUGCAGGCCUCUUCCUUAUCUUAGGCUUGAUACUUUACCCUGCAGGUUGGGGAUGCCAGAAAGCAAUAAGCUAUUGUGGACAUUAUGCUUCUGCUUACAAACUGGGAGACUGCUCCUUGGGCUGGGCUUUCUACACAGCUAUUGGUGGCACUAUUCUGACAUUCAUCUGUGCAGUCUUCUCGGCACAAGCUGAAAUCGCCACAUCAAGUGACAAAGUGCAAGAAGAAAUAGAGGAAGGAAAAAACCUUAUCUGCCUCCUUUAAUUCCAGUGGGAAAAAUACCAGUGCCUGGUUAUUAAUUUGCUAUCUAUUGACUCGAGGAGAUCUACUUACCGGUUUCCACAGUUUGUGUUGAGCCCCAUGCAUUCCAGCCCUGAACUACUGAAAUGGUCUUUCUUCCUUGCUGGGCAAUGAGGAUCAGUGAAAGGAUCCCAAGAAAGGAGAAUGUAAACACUUGGGGAUUUUUUAGUUUCAUUAUAUUAUCAGGACACUGUGGAGUAUAUUAAUCAGAUUGGGGAUGUGAGGAAUCAUAUAUAUAAUGGGGAUAUUGUUACAUAGCUGACAAAUUCUGAUUGAUUGGAUUGCCUUACCCACCGUGGUCACUUUAAAAAAUUUGGAUUUAAAAUAAUAAAAGCCAGCACGUUUUUUUUUUCACACAAUCAAGAAGCCUAUUUUAAUUGAGCUUUGUUUCCAAGGGCUCCCCUCACCUGUGAAUCUUUCACCACCAUCUGGUUUGGUACCAUAUUUUUAAUUGAGGUGCUUUUUCAUACUGAACUUCCUUAAAGUACAGUGCCUUCUCAUAUAGUAAGUAUAUGAUGGAGAGAUCAAAGCUGAUAUGAUGCAGUUCAUACAAAUCUUUAAACAGUUAAAGCUGAUUCCCUACCACAUCUCCUGCUUGAAACUUACAACACAAGGUGUGUGCCCCUUGUCUAGCAGGUAAAUUAUUUUGUUUUCAUUGACUCAGUAGAGAUGCUGUUGUUAACGCUGGUUUUCACUUGAUUCUGAUGCAACUGUUAGAAAUACCAUUUCAUCGUAUGUAUGUUGAAACAGCAACUCUGCCUUUAUUUGAAAUCCCCAAAAUCCGAAGCAGAUGAUAACUCCCCAGAGCACAGCUGGGCAUUAUCUUGUGAAUGCCAACAGCUGGAGCUGGGCUUUAGCCUCUUGAACAAAUGUAGAUCAAAUGCUGGGCUUCAUUGGUAUUAUUCUUUCUCUUGCCAGUGAAACUUCAUUCUUUGUCUACAGAUCAAUACGUCUCAGUCCCCCAGCUACGUCCUUAAGAAAUUUACAUUUUUCAGGAAGUCAUGCCAAAUUCUUAAUGGAUGGGAAGAUCUUUUCCCAUUUUUUAAACCACAUGUAGCGUGGAACCUUUUCCAACUAAAUCAGCAGAAAUAACAGACUUUGCCACAAAUGCCAUUCCUUUCUCAAAAGCAGUCGGUUGCAUUACUUGUGGUGUCCCAUCACUUACUAGAACUACUUGUAAAAACAAAUUUUAAAGGUAUUUAAAAAAAAAAAAAAAAAGGAAUGAUGCAACUGUGGCAUAGAAGCACUGGGAAGAAUCCAUCUGAGAUGUAAUUCUCGUGAACUUUAAGUGAAUUCCUCUUCUUAUUUCUUGGUGCAUGUUUCACAUCAUACAUUGCUCUCUAUCACUGGAGUCUGGUCAGUCUACCAAAGCGUGCCAUUAGCUAUUUAUAGAUACUAAAAGUUGUUACUGUACAGGUAGAAGACUAAUUUCAAUACACUGCUCCUCUCCAGGUGAUUCUCAAGCCUCUUCUUGCAUUCACCUGUCUCUCUAGCCCACUUCCACCGUAGUCUAGAUUUUAAAACGGGUAAUUAACUUUUCUUUAAAAUGAAUAUUUUAAAGUUUAAAAAAUGGUCAGGAACCACUUAUGCCCAUUAUCAGUACAUAGAAAGAUUUAUUUUAACAAAACAAAGCUAUUGGAACAAAGUGGUGUUUGAGGACAAAAAGUAACAGCAAGCACGUCCUGACCACCCUUGUGGUUUUCUGUUUUCUCCUACAUGCACAGGCACAUGCACUCUCCGAAGGGCAUGCACGCUACCUGUCUAGCACAGCUGCAAGGUGAUAGAAAACAUCCUUUGGUGUUCCUCUUGAGCCCUCUACUGGAGUGCAUAGUAGAGGAGGCUGGGGCAUUAGCCCGUCUGUGCUUUGGUGAACAGUCUAACUGGAAAAGAAGGGUUGGUAGGAAUAAGAGUAACCUAUAAAAAUUGGCUAAAAAUUUUUAGUUAAUCCAGAGUUUUAUCGGUCAGACUCAGAGUUUUAGCUUUUCUUAAGUGGGCAGCAAUCCAAUGUGAAUGUUGCCACUGCCACAAGUGUUUUUAACUAUUAUGAAGUAAAUGCUGCUUUGGCUUGAACACCUGAUUUAGCCAAAGCCAAGGUCAGUAUUCCCAAAAGUUAUGAGGGCAUAUACUGCUUAGGUUUAGAAGCAAGCAGUGAACAAGCCCAGUAUACACUUAUAGCUAACCUCUGCUAUGAUCUAAAGCAUGCUUAAAAUUUUUAAUAGUUUUUUUUUUUUUUUUUAAAUACUAUGGAAGUAUUUUCAGUGGCAUGUUUUCCUUUUGUUUUCAUUUGUAACCAAGGAGAGCCAGCUUUUCUGCUUGUUGCUGGUAUGCUAACAACCUGCUCUGCAAUGGCACGAUCACCCAACUUGCAAGAAUAUCCAUGUUCAUCACAUAGUUCACAGAUAGGUAGAAGACAGGCUGGGAAGAAAUACAGAAAAAAAUAAUUAGAAUUUCCUUUCUUUCCUUUCUCAGGGUUCUGUUUUUCUAGCAAGUGGUAAGGUGUUACAUAUUGAUGCAUUUUUUUUCCUGGAUGACUUUUUCAGAUGUAGGGUGCUCUUGUUAAAUCUGACAGCUGUUAAAAGUUGUUCUUGACUGUCACCUCAACAGCAGCUUUCAAAGAUGUUUUGAAAAAAAAAUCAGCUUAAAACUAAUUUAAUUAAUUUCAUGAGAGGAGCUGCAGAGUGUAACUGCUUCUUAAUGUACAUGCACUGCAUAGGAUCUAGAAGACUUUGCUGUGAUUCUUUAAAACCUGUGUGCCAAUUAGUUCAGUUUAACUUUGUUUUUGUGAUAUUAAAGAAUUCUUCAAGCAUCUGUGGUUUGAUCAACUUUGUAAACUUAUAUUCUGUAAAGUGCCAUAGACUUUUUUUAAUUGUAGCAUAUUUAAAUAUAUAUAUAUAUAUACACAAAUUUGUGUGAGAUGUGCAAUAACAGGAAUGUCUUUUUUUUUUUGUAGGGUUUUUUGUUUUUUGGGUUUUUUGUUUUUGGGUUUUGUUGUUGUUGUUGUUUUUUGGUUGGUUUUUUUUUUGUUUUUUUUUUUGUAGUUCUUGCUAUUAAACAAGGUAUUUGAAAAGGGACUUCCCAGGGAAGAAUUGGUGUGUUGGUGGUGUGGACAAACUAAGCAUAGACUAAUGCAAUAGAGUUACGGAUUUCAAAGAUGAAUACAACAGUAACAGUAGCUUAAAGACUUAACAAAAAUCUCUUUUAGUGUGAUUUCAUCUAUAUAAUACAACUGAAAUGUGAAGUUGUAGCUAUCUCUGGCAAUGUACAAUCUGAAAGCUGAAAAGGUUCAGCAAAGUUUCUUAGUGUGCUUUAUUUAUCAUGUGGCAUUGAAAAAAACAUUGCUACUGAGCUAUUUCUGGUUUGUCCAUAUCACCUUUGUCUCCAUUUUGCUCCAAGUUCUUUGGAUUCUGAGAUUUGUUCAGCCCAGUCAUUUCAGUUCUGAAUUGUUAUCCCACAUCAGAGUAUCUCACUUGUGUUCCUUGAAAGCCGUGGACACUGGUGCCUGGGAUAAGGAAAGGUCAGAGCCCUACAAAAGCAUGGCCUGGCAGCAGCAUGCACACCACAGCCACAGUACAGAAAGAGAAGCUGUGGCAACCCAACUAGAUUAGAUUUUGAGCCAUGGUUUAUUUGUGGUACUGUUUAUCUGUUCUUGAGUCGCCACUAUGUACACUUAUUAGCACGAAUUAUGUACCUAAUAUGUUAUUUUUUUGAAUCUAAAUUUCAAUUAAAAUUGAGUUAUUGAACUGUAACAGGAGUAUGACUAUCUUAAUCCAAACAUAUUAGGUAUGUUUAGCCAGAGCAAGUUUUCUUUAAUUGUAGCUUUGAUAGCAUUUAAGAAACCCAGCCCAGUGAUUUUGUUAGUGUUUUAGUUUUUUGACUAACAAUUACUGAUCAAAAAGUAUGUGAUUUGAAAUUGUACCUAUGCAUUAUUACAGUACAGUCGCAUUAAAGAGACUCUCUGAUUAGAAA